GCUUUGGACCCGCAGGGGCCUGAACGCUUCGUCUCAGACACUUAACCGUUUCCACAGGACACGUUUUGAAUUGUUUCAUUUUUGGAGGAAUUUACAGGGAAACAGCCGAAAAGCGGUCUUCGGUCACAGUCAAACUCUGACAUCGUUAAGCGAAAUUUGGAUGCUUGAAUAAAAGUUCUGCCCUUUCUGGAUAGAAUCCAAGAAACGUCCACGCCAGCGCUUAAAAAGCCCACGGUCUACACGAGCUAACACACAAUGCCAGGGUCAGUGAGACUUAAAAGCAUCAAGAAAAUUGGACAGGAUAACAACGGAUAUCAGUUCUCUGAUGAGGAAACAAAUGGUGUCUAUAUGACAAUGACAUCAAGCACGAAUGACAAGUCUAAAAAGGACAAAAAAGAGGAGGCUGCCAUCCGGAUCGGCUUCUUUCAACUGUUCCGCUUCGCCAGCUGCCGGGAGAUCUGGAUGAUGAUCGUCGGAAGUGUGUGCGCGGUGCUUCACGGGUCGGCGCAGCCGUUGAUGUUGCUGGUGUUCGGGAUGCUUACGGACACGUUCAUUGAGUACGAUAUUGAACUGAACGAGCUGCAGGACCCGAACAAGCACUGCGUGAAUAACACUAUCCGCUUUAAAAACCUGACAGAUGAGGAAAACGAUGAUCUGAACAUGACACGAGUUUGUGGGAUUCUGGACAUUGAAUAUGAGAUGACCAACUUUGCAUACUACUACGUUGGUAUUGGAGCUGCCGUCUGUUUUCUCGGGUACUGCCAAAUUUCUCUAUGGGUGACCGCGGCGGCGCGUCAGAUCCAGAUUAUCCGCAUGUUGUAUUUUAGAAAAGUUAUGAGAAUGGAGAUCGGCUGGUUCGACUGCACAUCUGUUGGCGAACUGAACACUCGCAUGUCCGAUGACAUCAACAAAAUAAACGACGCCAUCGCGGAUCAGGUGAGCAUUUUCAUCCAGCGAUUCACGACGUUUGUUUGCGGCUUUCUCAUGGGCUUCGUCAAAGGAUGGAAACUCACGCUGGUCAUCAUCGCAGUGUCCCCUCUGAUCGGUGUGGGAGCUGCCCUUAUGGCUCUGUUUGUGGCUAAGUUGACGGGCCAGGAGCUCCAGGCGUACGCUAAGGCGGGCGCGGUGGCCGACGAGGUCCUGUCCUCCAUCCGAACGGUGGCGGCUUUUGGUGGAGAGAAGAAAGAAGUGGAGAGGUAUGACCGUAACCUGGUGUCUGCCCAGCGCUGGGGCAUAAGGAAAGGGUUAAUCAUGGGCUUCUUCACUGGAUACAUGUGGUUCAUUAUCUUCCUGUGUUAUGCUCUGGCCUUCUGGUACGGCUCCAGUCUGGUACUGGAUACUGUCGAGUACAGCCCAGGAACACUGCUCCAGGUGUUUUUUGGGGUGCUCAUCGCAGCCUUGAACCUGGGCCAGGCAUCUCCCUGUCUGGAGGCGUUUGCUGCUGGACGAGGGGCUGCCACCAUCAUCUUUGAGACGAUUGAUCGCGAGCCAGAGAUUGACUGUAUGUCUGAGGCUGGUUACAAACUGGAUAAAGUCAAGGGAGAUCUGGAGUUUCACAACGUCACUUUCCACUACCCCUCCAGACCUGAAGUCAAGAUCCUGGAUCAGCUGAGCCUGCAGGUGAAGUCGGGAGAGACGACAGCGUUUGUCGGGCCCAGUGGAGCAGGGAAGAGCACGGCCAUACAGCUCAUCCAGCGGUUUUAUGAUCCUAAAGAAGGAAUGGUGACUCUGGACGGUCAUGACAUUCGUGGACUGAAUAUCCAGUGGCUGCGUUCUCUGAUCGGGAUCGUGGAACAGGAACCGGUUCUCUUCGCCACCACCAUCGCUGAGAACAUCCGCUACGGCCGACCUGGGGUCUCCCACGAUGACAUCAUCAAAGCUACCAAAGAGGCAAACGCCUACAACUUCAUCAUGGAUCUGCCUCAGAAAUUCGACACGCUGGUCGGGGAGGGCGGAGGCCAGAUGAGUGGCGGGCAGAAGCAGCGAAUCGCCAUCGCGAGAGCUCUGGUCCGUAAUCCUAAGAUCCUCCUACUGGACAUGGCCACCUCAGCUUUAGACAACGAGAGUGAGGCUGUGGUACAGGAGGCCCUGGACAAGGUACGUAUGGGUCGGACGACCAUCUCCAUCGCGCACCGUUUGUCCACGAUAAAGAACGCAGACGUGAUUGUGGGCUUUGAGCACGGUCGAGCGGUGGAGAGAGGCAAACAUGAUGAACUGCUGGAGAGAAAGGGGGUGUAUUUCACCCUGGUCACCCUACAGAGUCAAGGAGACAAAGCCCUCAACCAGAAAGCCCGGCAGAUGGAGGGAGAGGAGGCGGAGAAGAAGAGUCUGUCUCGGGCUGGAAGUUAUCGCGCCAGCCUCAGGGCUUCCAUUCGUCAGAGGUCUCGUUCCCAGUUAUCUAAUGUUAUUCCGGAAUCCUCCGUGCCCAUCGCGGGAGAGCUGGGUCCCAGGUCAUAUUCCGAAUCCUACUCAUCCGGCCAAACCAAGGAAAAGAAGGCAGGGCGUGAUGAUGAUGAUGAUGAUGAUGAAGUCAUUGAGCCAGCUCCAGUGGCUCGUAUUCUGAAGUAUAACGCUCCGGAGUGGCCGUACAUGCUGUUUGGUUCGAUCGGAGCUGCUGUUAACGGAGGGGUUAACCCCGUCUACUCCCUCCUGUUCAGUCAGAUCCUGGCGACAUUCUCCAUGCCUGACCCUGUGGAGCAGAGGAAACAGAUUGAUGGGAUCUGUCUGUUUUUCGUCCUGGUCGGCCUGAUCUCUUUCUUCACACAGAUGUUACAGGGCUAUGCUUUCUCUAAGUCGGGGGAGUUGCUGACACGCAGGCUGAGGCGUUUGGGCUUCCAUGCCAUGCUGGGACAGGAGAUCGGCUGGUUCGACGACCACAGAAACAGCCCUGGGGCCCUGACCACGCGCCUGGCCACGGACGCCUCGCAGGUCCAGGGGGCGACGGGCUCCCAGAUCGGGAUGAUCGUGAACUCCCUCACCAACAUCGGCGUGGCCAUCAUCAUCUCUUUCUACUUCAGCUGGAAACUCACCAUGGUCAUCAUGUGCUUCCUGCCUUUUCUGGCUCUUUCCGGAGGCUUCCAGGCCAAGAUGCUUACCGGCUUCGCCAAGCAGGACAAACAAGCCAUGGAAGCGGCUGGACAGAUAUCUGGGGAAGCUCUGAAUAAUAUCAGGACCAUUGCUGGGCUGGGGAAAGAGAAGAAUUUUGUGGAGAUGUAUGAGGCUCAGCUGGACGCCCCGUACCAAGCCGCUCUGAAGAAGGCCAACGUCUACGGAAUCUGUUACGGGUUCGCCCAGUGCAUAGUCUUCCUCGCAAACUCCGCCUCCUACCGUUUCGGUGGCUACCUGGUGCGACAGGAGGGGCUUCACUUCAGUCUCGUCUUCAGGGUAAUCUCCGCUAUAGUGACCAGUGGUACGGCCCUUGGUCGAGCCUCGUCGUACACGCCCGACUACGCCAAGGCCAAGAUCUCCGCCGCCCGCUUCUUCGAACUGCUCGACCGCGUUCCCAAAAUCAGCGUUUACAGCAACGAGGGCGACAAAUGGGAUAACUUUAAGGGAGAUCUAGACUUUAUUGACUGUAAGUUCACGUACCCGACCCGACCAGACAUCCAGGUUCUGAACGGGCUGAGUGUGAGUGUGAAGCCAGGCCAGACACUGGCCUUUGUGGGCAGCAGCGGCUGUGGGAAAAGCACCAGCGUCCAGUUACUGGAGAGGUUUUAUGACCCUGACUAUGGCAGAGUGCUAAUCGACGGACAUGACUCAACACGCGUCAACGUUCAGUUCCUGCGCUCGAAGAUCGGGAUCGUGUCCCAGGAGCCUAUCCUGUUUGACUGCAGCAUUGCGGAAAACAUCCGAUACGGAGACAACCUCCGCGAACUCAGCAUGGACCAGGUCAUCGCUGCUGCCAAGAAAGCCCAGCUCCACGAUUUCGUCAUGUCUCUGCCCGAGAAAUACGAGACGAACGUGGGCUCUCAGGGCUCUCAGCUGUCGCGCGGACAGAAACAGCGCAUCGCUAUAGCCAGAGCCAUCAUACGAGACCCCAAAAUCCUCCUGCUGGACGAGGCCACCUCCGCCCUGGACACAGAGAGUGAGAAGACGGUCCAGGAGGCGCUGGACAAAGCCAGAGAGGGCCGUACCUGCAUCGUCAUAGCCCACCGCCUCUCCACCAUCCAGAACUCUGACAUCAUCGCUGUGAUGUCACGCGGUUACGUCAUCGAGAAGGGAACGCACGACUAUUUAAUGGGCCUUAAAGGAGCCUACUACAAACUGGUCACGACCGGAGCUCCCAUCAGUUAAUCGAUCCCGGCCGUUCGACCGCGGGGGACAAACCAGACGCGGGCAAAACGCGCACGUUUAACCGAGUUUUUAUUGUUCUCGCCUUUUUUUUUUUUUUCCGACGCGUUUCAGGACACGCUGAAUCUACCCUUUGUGAAUGAGGAACGACCUGCCCCUUCAAACCGCAGAACUGAGAGAGAAUGUUCCGGAACUGCGGUGCUGUUGGGACUGAUAAAAUGAUGGUCGUGGUUGAAGAGUUGUGUGCUGAACCAACGGUCUGCUCUUAAAACGGAUCGCGACCGCAGAGCGAGAAAAGCCAGGGGACAAAAAAAAAAAAAAAAA
This is a messenger RNA of Chanos chanos (milkfish), 4614 nucleotides long. RefSeq names its product ATP-binding cassette, sub-family B (MDR/TAP), member 11b (gene abcb11b). Gene Ontology annotation, biological process: oligopeptide export from mitochondrion. Gene Ontology annotation, cellular component: mitochondrial inner membrane. The transcript has 29 exons. The coding region runs from base 256 to 4293 and encodes 1345 amino acids. The record is from RefSeq and is a predicted model, not a curated record. NCBI's taxonomy places the organism in Eukaryota, Metazoa, Chordata, Actinopteri, Gonorynchiformes, Chanidae. Gene Ontology annotation, molecular function: ATP hydrolysis activity; ABC-type oligopeptide transporter activity; ATP binding.